UUUUUGCGACCUCCUCUAUUUUAUAAUUUUAACAAAUUUCCUUUUUUAUUUAAUUGACAAAUUUUUGUAAUAUUUCUGGUGGAAUACUACAGAAAUGAUAAAGAGCCUCAUAUUUGUGGUUUUGUUGGUUGUCAGUGAAUGUUUCGUGUUGCAGGCAGCCGCAAAGUCUCCAAAUGCAUCGACAGAAGAAGAACUGUUGGAGCCGCAAUGUUCAAACUUAAAACGACAUGAAAUUGAGUCACACUUAUCAACCAAAACUCCCUAUCGAGUAGUAGCUAACUUAGAUGAUAAACCCAUUACAUAUCCAGAAUGUCGAGCGACUCGUAUUUGGUCUGUUAUUCGUCAUGGCACACGAAAUCCCAGUAAAGAACACAUUGAGGGAACGAAAUUCAGAUUAGUACAAUUAAAAGAACAAAUUCUUAAAAAUCCUCAAACUAAACUAUGUCCUGAAGAAUUGAUUCGUUUGCGCUUUUGGAAUUUUAAUAUCAGUAGCGAAGAAGAAAAAUAUCUUACGGCCGAAGGGGAGGAUGAAUUGCAGGAGUUAGCCGAACGUAUGCAGAAUCGUUUUCCAAACCUUUUGGUUGAUGAAUAUGACCCCGACUUGUACUACUUCAAGUACACAAAGACGCAGCGCACCCUAAAGAGCGCCGAGAGUUUUACUUCUGGAUUGUUCGGAAAACAUGGCAUAGGAUCGGUGGAAUAUCCAGAAGCUUUGCAUAAAGAUCCAGUUUUAAGGUUUUAUAAACUUUGUAAAAAAUGGCAAACUGAUGUUGACGAUAAUCCAAAGACAUUUGACAAUUCAAAACGUUUUCUGCAAGAACCUGAAAUUAUUGAAGCCGUUAACCAUAUGCGUCGUCGCACACAAGUCCAAAAUAUUACAGCAGAAGACGCGAAACUCAUUUAUACAAUUUGCGGUUUUGAGACAGCUUGGUAUCCUCAGCAAGAUCCUUCGGUGUGGUGUAGUCUCUUCAAUACGGAUGCUAUUAGAGCUUUCGAGUUUUUCGAAGAUCUUGAAUACUUUUGGAAUGACGGUUAUGGUUACGAACUUACACAUCGGAUGGCCUGUGCAGCUAUGAAAAAUAUGUUCGAAUAUAUUGAUCCGAAUUCGAACAAACCAAACGCCACCUUUUAUUUCACACAUUCUGGCACACUGCUAAAAGUCUUGGCUCACCUCGGUCUCUAUAAAGACUCAGAACCUUUGACAUAUAGGGAUUUCGGACGUGAGCGUGCCUGGCGGACCAGCGUUAUCGACGCAUUCGCAACGAAUUUAGCUUUUGUGCUAUACGAGUGUGACAAUGGCAAUGGCCCCAUGAUCUUAACACUGCAUCAGGAGCGUCCAAUUCGCUUACCCGGUUGUCCACAAGAUCAAGAUCUUUGCAGUUUGAAAACUUUAAAAGAAAAAUAUAACCGUUAUUUGACAAGCUGCGAUUUAGAAGAGAUUUGCCAUAUCCAUCAGGAGCAUGAUGAAAAUUGAAAAUAACUAUAAAGAUAUAUACAUAGAUAGGAGUCGAUGAUGAUCAAAAUUCUAGCAAAUAGAGACUAUUUAAUGCUUAAAUUUAUAAACCGACAGUAGUUAAGUUAAGCUGUUGUCUUUCGUCGCGCCGAGGCUACGAAAUGUGACUUAAUUGUAAUUGUUUAUUAUUGGACUUGAAAAAUGUUAAAUGUCUGGGAUUAAAAAAACAAAGGAUAAAUGCGAAAACAAAAAAAAAAAGAGAAUACAACCAAAAGCAGCGACACGGCUGUUUUACCUACACACAUACAUACAUAAGCACGCCUAAAAUUUAUAAGAACACUGAAAAUGCAUAUACAAAAAAUUUACAAAACAUAAUUA
Messenger RNA from Ceratitis capitata (Mediterranean fruit fly), 1831 nucleotides. RefSeq names its product multiple inositol polyphosphate phosphatase 1 (gene Mipp2). Lineage: Eukaryota; Metazoa; Arthropoda; Insecta; Diptera; Tephritidae. The record is from RefSeq and is a predicted model, not a curated record. The coding region runs from base 95 to 1474 and encodes 459 amino acids. Gene Ontology annotation, molecular function: inositol phosphate phosphatase activity; acid phosphatase activity. The transcript is spliced from 5 exons.